Messenger RNA from Olea europaea var. sylvestris, 1490 nucleotides. RefSeq names its product 6-phosphogluconate dehydrogenase, decarboxylating 3-like. Gene Ontology annotation, molecular function: phosphogluconate dehydrogenase (decarboxylating) activity; NADP binding. Bases 246 to 1490 code for a protein of 414 amino acids. NCBI's taxonomy places the organism in Eukaryota, Viridiplantae, Streptophyta, Magnoliopsida, Lamiales, Oleaceae. Gene Ontology annotation, cellular component: cytosol. Gene Ontology annotation, biological process: pentose-phosphate shunt; pentose-phosphate shunt, oxidative branch. The record is from RefSeq and is a predicted model, not a curated record. The transcript has 2 exons.
UACUUGAGUCUUUUUUUCCGAAAAGGAAGAAAAAAUUACAUAUGCCCACCAACCGCACCCAACACAUUACAACAGUCCAAAUUUUGGAAUAGAUAUAAUUGUUGGCGAUAUUUGACCACCCAAGACGCUUUACAGAUCUUAUCCUUUCAUCUUCCUCGAAUUACAGAUCUUUUUCUCUUCUGGGCACCUGUGGGAUUCUCAAUUCACCUCUGAUCUAAACAAAUUAGGCGGUCAAAGGAGGAACAAUGGCUGAUCAAUCUCCAAAAUUAACAAGAAUAGGCCUUGCUGGUCUUGCUGUUAUGGGACAAAACCUAGCCCUUAACAUCGCUGAGAAAGGCUUUCCCAUCUCUGUUUACAACCGAACCACAUCUAAAGUUGAUGAGACUGUUGAAAGAGCAAAAAAGGAAGGCAAUCUUCCUGUUUUUGGCUUCCACGAUCCAGAAUCAUUUGUUAAUUCAAUCCAGAAACCUCGCGUAAUCAUAAUGCUUGUUAAGGCAGGCGCGCCUGUUGAUCAGACCAUCAAAACACUUUCUGCUUACAUGGAGAAAGGUGAUUGUAUCAUUGAUGGAGGAAAUGAGUGGUAUGAGAACACUGAGAGACGGGAGAAAGCCAUGGCUGAAUUAGGCCUUCAGUACCUUGGGAUGGGAGUUUCUGGUGGUGAAGAGGGUGCUCGAAAUGGACCGUCUUUGAUGCCAGGAGGGUCCUUUGGGGCCUAUAAAUACAUAGAAGACAUUCUCCUUAAAGUAGCAGCCCAAGUCCGAGAUAGUGGUCCCUGUGUGACUUACAUUGGAAAGGGAGGUUCUGGUAAUUUUGUUAAGAUGAUCCACAAUGGAAUCGAGUAUGGUGACAUGCAGCUGAUUUCUGAGGCUUAUGAUGUGCUGAAAUCAGUAGGAAAACUGUCAAAUGAGGAACUACAAAAUGUUUUUGCAGAAUGGAACAAGGGGGAGCUUUUAAGUUUCUUGAUUGAAAUCACUGCAGAUAUUUUCAGCAUUAAGGAUGAUAAGGGAGAUGGCUAUUUGGUUGACAAAGUCUUGGAUAAAACUGGAAUGAAGGGUACUGGUAAGUGGACCGUUCAACAGGCCGCUGAAUUAUCAAUUGCUGCUCCCACUAUUGAAUCUUCUUUGGAUUCAAGAUUCCUUAGUGGGUUGAAGGAGGAACGAACAGAAGCAGCAAAAGUCUUCAAAUCUGGUGGUUUUGGUGAUAUUCUGACCGAUCAGGUGGUUGACAAGGGAAAAUUAAUUGAUGAUGUUCGGAAAGCUCUAUAUGCAUCUAAAAUAUGCAGUUAUGCACAAGGGAUGAAUCUGAUCCGUGCGAAGAGCAAAGAAAAGGGAUGGGAUUUGAAAUUGGGGGAACUAGCUAGGAUCUGGAAGGGAGGUUGUAUUAUCCGAGCAAUCUUCUUAGACCGGAUCAAGAAGGCCUAUGACAGAAAUCCUGAUCUCGCUAACCUCCUCGUGGAUCCCGAGUUUGCUUAUUGGUCUGCUAAUUUAUAG